Molecule: messenger RNA, 1045 nt
Organism: Durio zibethinus
Lineage: Eukaryota; Viridiplantae; Streptophyta; Magnoliopsida; Malvales; Malvaceae
Product: acyl carrier protein 1, chloroplastic-like
Biological process (GO): fatty acid biosynthetic process
Molecular function (GO): phosphopantetheine binding; acyl carrier activity
Source: RefSeq, a predicted model, not a curated record
UUUAUAAAAACAUCACAAUCCAACUCUUUUUAACUUAAACCCCCUCAGCUCGUUCUCCUUCUGUCUUCGUGAUCUCCGCCUCUUCUUUCUGUUUCCUUCUUCCUUGAAUCCAUCGAAACCCAUUCCAAUGGCUUCUUUAACUGGAGCUUCAUUGAAGUUCACUCCUCUUUCAAGUUCUUUCAAGCUGACUCAGGUACCUUUUCUUGGGGUCUCUAAUGUCAACUCAGUUAGCUUCCCAUCUCUUACAAUGCGACCAGGAUCAUUGCGCAUUCGCAUUUCCUGUGCGGCCAAACCAGAGACAGUGGACAAAGUUUGUAAAAUAGUGAGGAAACAACUGGCACUACCUGAUGAUUCUUCUGUCACCGGAGAGUCAAAGUUUGUUGCACUCGGAGCCGAUUCUCUUGACACGGUCGAGAUUGUGAUGGGACUCGAGGAGGAGUUCGGAAUCUCCGUGGAAGAAGAAAGUGCUCAAAGUAUUACCACAGUUCAGGAUGCAGCUGAUCUGAUUGAAACGCUUGUGGAGAAGAAAGGCGCAUAAAAUAUUGUUGCAAACAGUAGGUGACGAGUCCUUAAAAACCCCUGUUUUGCCUCUCCUAUUUCGUCACCCGUUACAAAGAACUCGAAUGUCUCAUUUUCCUGUUGUUCUUGAGCAUUUGUUUUAUUACGUUUAUCAUAAAUGCAAUCAGUUCUAGGGCAAGAGCAUGUUUCCACCUUGAAAAUCUAUUGACUCUAUGCUACUUGCAUCACUUAUCUUUUUCCAGAUAGAAAUGGGGAGUUGGGUUGGGCAAGGGUUUUCAAGGAGAUCGAUGUUAAAGGUGUUGGGUCCAGGGGACAAAAAUAUAAUCACCAGCAUAAUAAUUAAGCCAAGUAAUAAUUUAUUCAGAAUAAAAGAACAUCAAAGUUUAAUAUUCACUAUAAGGAAUAGGUAAUUACAAGAUUAUAAUAUCUUAAACUUUUUGUCCAAAGCUUAAGAUUCACUACAAUUGGAACACAAAAAUUCUUUGGAAUAAACCCCAUAUAUUUCUUCCAGAGUAUUAUGAUUCUU